Messenger RNA from Oikopleura dioica, 4878 nucleotides. Lineage: Eukaryota; Metazoa; Chordata; Appendicularia; Copelata; Oikopleuridae. The record is from the annotation of a GenBank genome assembly.
AUGAAGAAUUCAAUCCGUAGAAUUCACCUACUCGUUCGAAAGAAUUUUGUCGUACUGUUAAAGCGGCCCAAGACUGUUUGUUUCCAAUUCCUCGUUCCAGCCCUCCUUGCAUCUCUCCUGCAAAUCGGUCGUUACAAUGUCGAGCGCGAUCUUACCUUCAUCAACAAAACUACAGUCUGGCCUUCCUUCCCUCUUGAGCCUAUGUACGCAAACUAUCUCAAGAAGAACGAGAUGCAGAAAUUUUUCAUUCCUUAUACUGCCCAAAAGAAUUCGUCUCAGAUUUCAUUCAUUACGAAUAAGCUGGCCGAGAUGCUGAAUCGUGCACUACCGGAAAAAUCAUUUUUUGGAUUGUUUGGAAAAACAACGAAUCCGUUUAAAUUCGAGCCAGUUUUCUUUGAAAGCGAAAAGGAUCUAACGCACUUCACGACAAACGAAGUCCAAGACGAGCAAGAAGUAUUUCUUGCGAUAAAUUUCCACGAAGUUUCGGCGAAGAUGCUCAAUUACACUAUUCGGCCGCUCGCAUCACCCCGCGCCGAACUGAAUGGUGAAAAAGUGCACGGGCAGAUUGGAUGGAUGACAAACCUGCUCUAUCCUUAUCGAUCAGAUAUUAAACGAAAGCCAAUGCUGAAUUCUAUCAAAGAUCCGAAAUUUGGAAAUCGACCGAAUUACUUCAAAGAAGGGAUAGUUUCAACGCAGCAUUUUAUCGACCUCUUGUGGAUGGAAACUUUCAACACGAAUUUCACCGCUUCUGAUGUUUCUCUUACUCUCCAGCGAUUUCCCUACCCGCCGUUUGUGAAAGACGAUUUCAUUAUCGCGAUCGAGCAGAAUCUCCCGUUCGUUCUUCUUCUUUCAUUUUCCUAUCUGACCCAGCAAAUUGGAAAGCAAAUCGCGAUAGACAAAGAAACAAGGAUCAAGGAAUACAUGUUGAUGAUCGGACUGGAUCGCUCCCUCCUCUGGAUGUCCUACUUCGUCUUCUUCUUUUUGCAAUUCAUCGUUAUUUGUUUUCUCGUGACAAUGGCUAUCUGUACUCCCUUGAGUCAAAACGGAGCGAUCAUCAACUAUUCCUCCUUUUCCGUCAUCUUUGCCUUCCUACUUCUCUACUGCGUCAGCCUCAUCGGCGUUGGCUCUCUCGUUUCGACCAUUUUCGACUCUUCAAGCUCCACCUCCGCCGCAUGUGGAAUCGUUAUCAUGCUUUUCUACAUUCCGUUCGGCUUUAUUCAGAACAAUAUCGAUGGAAUAUCUCAAUUUGUCAAACUUUCCCUUACCAUUUCUCCUCCUGUUGCGAUGGCGCUCGGCUGCUCGGUUAUUUCGGCCUGGGAGUCCUCUGCCUCUGGCGUUCACUGGAACAAUAUUUUCCAUCCAGUGUCGAUCGCUGAUUCGAUGACUCUUGGUCAUAUCUUUGCCGCGAUGAUCCUCGAUACAAUUAUUCUCCUCCUUAUAGCCUUUUAUGUCGACCAAGUUCGCCCUGGAACUUGGGGAAUCUCCAGACCCUGGUACUUUCCUUUUCAAUUCUUGAUCAAAUCUACUUCUCCUGUCGGCAAACGCGAGAAACAAGUUGAAAAUGCAUUUGUUGAGCCACUGCCGAAAUCAGCGGAGAUUGGAUUUAUGCUAUCUAAUGUCAACAAAAUCUUUCCUUCAAAAAGAACUGGUCGUCGAAUGGCUCUCAAUAACAUGAACUUCAUCGCACCAAGCAAUCAAAUAACUGUUUUGCUCGGGAAAAAUGGAGCUGGAAAGUCGACGACGAUGAAUUUACUUUCAGGCAUGCUUGAGCCGACAUCUGGAACUUGUCGUGUUGGAGAAUAUGACAUCGUUACCCAGACUCAACAAGCGAGAAAGUUCCUUGGCCUCUGUCCGCAGUUCAAUAUCUUGAUCAAGGAAUUGACCGUUCGGCAGCAUCUCGAACUCUUUGGUCAGAUAAAAGGAGCUUCGUUAGAGGAACUGAAGAAAGAAAUAGAAACUUUGAUCGACGAAAUUCAGUUGCGAGAAAAGAUAGACACGCGUGCUGGAAAUCUCUCAGGCGGGAUGCAGAGAAAGCUUUCGUUGGGAAUCGCGAUUGUUGGAGGAUCAAAGUACAUCAUCUUGGAUGAGCCAAGUUCAGGCGUUGAUGUUCGGGCUAGGUCGGAGCUUUGGGACAUCAUGAGCAAGUAUGGACGUGAUAGAACUCUCUUGGUUUCGACUCAUUACAUGGACGAAGCAGAGGCUAUUGGUCAUCGAAUCGUCAUGAUCAAUGAAGGAGAGCUGACCUGCGAUGGCACUAUAUCCUUUAUAAAAGAUAAAUUCAACGAAGGAUACUAUCUGAAUGUGUCUCUUGCUACAGCUGAUUCAAAAAUCGACGAUUACUUACUUGGCAAAGGAAUAAAUCGGCUGCAUUCAAAUGAUCAAUCACUUGAGCGACAAUAUCGCAUCCCUCAUCAGUUUCCGAGCAUGUCAGGCUUCCUUGAAGAAUUUGAGGGACAAGCAUCUGCGCUGAAAAUGGAAUCUUUUGGACUUUCUAUCAUGACAAUGGAAGAAAUAUUCCUUCAACUGUCGAAGGAGAAAAAUGACGAUCAAGUAAUCAACAUAAGCUUAGAUGAAAAAGAAGCAUCAGACGAGUGGGAUGACUGGCAAAAACCAAUAAAGCUGGAAACAGGAAGAACUCUUCUCAAAGGCCAAUUCUUGGGCGCGUUUCAUAAGUGCAGACUUUACGCACUAAGAAAUCGAAAAAUUAUUCUUAUGCAGCUCCUGACACCAGCUGUUUUGCUUCUGCUUUCGCUAAUACAGAUUCAAGUUAUCCCGGAGAUCGGAGGCUCUCCGAACCUUGAUUUGAGCAUGAAUCAAUAUGCUGAGAAUGGACAGAGUCUCUCAACCCCUGUUCACAAUCUGGAAGCUAAAUAUUUCAACCUUCUUCGGCCGAGUGAAGUUGUACUUGUUGGUAACCUGACAGAAUGGAUUCCAAAUGAGUUGACGAAGAUGAGAAUCGAAUUCAACAACAAAUAUAUUUUCGGCUUGGAGAAAGAUCAAAGCAGCUACAACGCCUUCUUCAACGCUCAAGCUUACCAUGCCGCUGGAACUGCUGUUCUUUACUCCGAUAGAAUUGUUGCUAGCGAAGUUCUCCCUGGGUCAACGAUUGUGACGAGCAAUUUUCCUCUUCCGAAGCAUUCAUCUUCACCUGCGGAAAAGAAGCGGAUAAAUGUCUCGAUGCAGGGAGCCAUCAUCGUGUUCAAUACAACUUUUGGAAUCAUGAUCAUGUUUGCAGCUUUUGCCAUGUUGCCAGUAAAAGAGCGAAAAGUUGGAGUCGCGACUUUACAACGAACGUCUGGAGCUUCGAUUUCCACACUUUGGUUUGCUCAGUAUUGCUGGGACAUCCUCAACACUUUGCCGAGUUUCGUGCUGCUUUAUUUCAUGUUCCUUUCGAUGAAGAGCUUGAAGGGUAUUCAGUUACUGCUCGAUUACUCUUCUGGGCUGUUCUCUUUGUCAUCGAUGUUCAUACUUGUUCAACUGCCAGUAGUUUACUGCCUCAGCUUCUUGUUUACAGAACCAGCCUCAGCGUUAUCCUACAUUUCAUCAAUCAAUUUAGUCCUAUCAAUGGCACCUUUUAUCACAACGAUUAUCCUCCGAGUUCCCGCUUUCGGACUCAUGGACACCUCCUGGCUUCUCAACAAAAUCUUCCUUAUUCUACCUCAGUACAACUUCGCGCAAGGUGUCUUCGAUUUGUACUACAAUGCGAACGUAUUGAACUUUUGCACCAAGAAUCGAAAGAAUGAGCUUCUCUGCGAAACAACCGGAAUCAAAUUUCAAAGGAACAUUUGGUCAUUGAAUGAAAUUGGCAUCGGAAGAUACCUCCUCGCCAUGUUUAUCCAGUUGAUUCUUGCGUUUGCGAUUCUCUUCCUGAUCGAAUACUUGCGAGCAAAUCACCUUUUAGAAAUAUGCACCAAUUUUUUCAAAUCACAAACACCCCUUACUGUUACAAACUUGCACAAAACUUACAAAGACUUCACGGCAGUAAAUGACAUCUCCUUCGAUGUUCAACUCGGCGAAUGCGUCGCACUUCUGGGCCCAAACGGCGCUGGAAAGACGACAACAUUCAAGAUGAUAACUGGCGAGAUUCCUAUAACAGGAGGAACUGCAGCUAUUUCUGGCUUUGACGUCGGGAAGAAUAGACUAGACGCUCUUCGAAAAUUUGGGUACUGUCCUCAAUUUGAUGCUCUUCUUGAUGUUCUUACCGGCCGUGAGCACCUUACUCUGUACUCACGUCUUCGAGGAAUCCCCGAAGAAAAGAUUGAAGAAGCCUCGAAAGUCUUACUUCGUCUCCUUGGAAUUGAAAAGUACGCUGACCAAAAAGUACUUGGCUACUCGGGCGGGACGAAGAGAAAACUCUCGGUCGGCAUCGCAAUGAUCGGUGGGCCACCUUUGCUUAUCCUCGACGAGCCAAGCUGUGGACUUGAUCCUAGUGCUCGGCACAAACUAUGGACUGUAAUCAAACGAGCGCGAAAUGCGAACAUCGCCAUCUUAUUGACCUCCCACUCGAUGGAAGAAUGUGCCGCCCUUUGCAAUCGUUUAGCAAUAAUUGUGUCAGGAAAUCUGAAAGCGAUUGGAACACAACAAAAACUAAAAUCAGAAUUUUCAAAUUCCUCCGAAGUGAUGCUCCAAUUUGAUAUCGAAAAAUACAACGUCUACGAAACGAAGAUAUUUCUACGAAAAGCAUUCAAGUCUAUUUGUGACAUCGAAUUGGUCCCACAUGGAAUGAAUACGAUUCGUUGUAGCUGCCCAAAGAGCGUUAAAAUGUCCUCCUUGUUUUCAGUCUUAGAAAAACUCAAAUCAGAAGAAAAAAUCACUGGUUUUACUGUCAAUCAAGCCACACUUGAGCAGAUUUUUAUGCAGCUAACGCGAACCGCAUGA